AUGAAAGAGGGUCUGGACACCAUCAUGAAUGCCUCCAAGGUCACAGAGUUCACCUUCCUGGGUCUUCCCCACUCCUGGCCUGUUCAGCUCUUCCUCUUUGUCUUUGUGUUAGCCUGCUACACUGUUGCCUUGUUGGGCAACCUCCUCAUUGUUAUGAUUGUGCAUGCAGACUCUCGCCUCCUCCAGUCCCCCAUGUACUUUUUGCUCACCAACCUAUCCAUUAUCGAUGCUGGCUUAAGUAACGUGGCCGUUCCCCUGAUGCUGGCAGACUUGUUGAGCUGUGGCAGAACCAUCUCCUUUGGGGGCUGUAUGGCCCAACUCUUCUUCCUUCAUUUUUUUGGAGGAUCCGAGAUGUUGGUCCUUACUCUCAUGGCCUAUGACCGCUAUGUGGCCAUCUGCCAGCCAUUGUCAUACUCCACCACAAUGAACCGCUUGCAUUGCAUUAAGCUUCUCGCUUCCUGCUGGAUCGGUGGACUCGUCCACUCCGCCACCCAACUGGUCCUGAUCCUCCGACUCCCGUUUUGUGGGCCAAAUGAGUUGGACAACUUCUUCUGUGACGUCCAACAGGUGGCCAAGUUGGCUUGCACGAAUACCUAUAUCACUGAAAUCCUCGUGGUGGCCAGCAGUGGUCUACUCUCACUCUUUAGCUUUGUCAUCUUGCUCAUCUCCUAUGGUGUCAUCCUGGUUACACUUCGAGGUCACUUCAACGAGAGUGGAAGGAAAGCUUUGUCUACCUGCAGUUCCCACUUGACAGUGGUCAGCCUCAUUUUUGUGCCUUGCCUCUUUGUAUAUCUUGUACCCUUCUCCAGCUCCAGUGUGGACAAGAUUGCUUCUGCCUUCUACACAGUAGUCACCCCUGCCCUUAAUCCUAUUGUAUAUACUCUAAGGAAUAAGGAAAUGAAAGACACGAUGGGACGGUUAAAAAAUAAGUUCCUGUCCUCUAAUGCUUGGGUAGGGCAAGAGAAAGCAUGA
Molecule: messenger RNA, 972 nt
Organism: Pogona vitticeps (central bearded dragon)
Lineage: Eukaryota; Metazoa; Chordata; Lepidosauria; Squamata; Agamidae
Source: RefSeq, a predicted model, not a curated record